AUGGCUUGUAAUGCAAAAUCAUCUCCUACCACUUUAGCAACCAUCUUCUUCUUCCUCCUUAUGAUAUUCCACAUCUCCAUGGCUAGACAUCAUAGCUUCCCAAUCCCAUAUGCUACUUCUUCCUCUACCUCUAGAUCACAUGGAGUUGGAGCCAUUAAGAAAAAUGUCAUGGAGCUUGGUACAAGAAGAUCAUCAUCACAUGGCGCCAGAUAUUCAAAGGCUGAUGAAUCUACAGGCGAAUCAAGUCGAAGGAGAGGGCUAGGGUUUCGGGUUCGUCCAAGGAGGCAGCCAUUCCCAUGGCAAGAAAAUAUGUUCAAUGCUCGUGCACAUGAAGUUCCAAGUGGUCCAAAUCCCAUUUCAAAUAGGUGA
Messenger RNA from Prunus armeniaca (apricot), 369 nucleotides. NCBI's taxonomy places the organism in Eukaryota, Viridiplantae, Streptophyta, Magnoliopsida, Rosales, Rosaceae. The record is from the annotation of a GenBank genome assembly.